Molecule: messenger RNA, 1153 nt
Organism: Lactuca sativa (garden lettuce)
Lineage: Eukaryota; Viridiplantae; Streptophyta; Magnoliopsida; Asterales; Asteraceae
Source: RefSeq, a predicted model, not a curated record
UUGUGGGGUAACACAAGUGACUUUUUUAUUUUUAUUUUUUAUUAUUUUAGGUUUGUUAUCGGUUUUCAGAUAAAAAAAAAAAGCAGUUUGUUGAAUGAAGAAAAGAAAUCACAAGGACUACUGUUAGAAAAAAAAACACUAAAAUUUCGUAUUUAAUCUUAUCCAAGUCAUGUUACUAUACUAAUGCUUUGAUAUAUUCCAUGUCGAGUACAAGGGAAGAAAAUACCAUGAGGCAAUAAUUUCAAAUAGGAGAUUGUUAAGAGUAAAAAUACUUGAAAUAAAAAAUUAAAUAACAAAGUUGUUCAUUACGUUUAUUUUAAAACUUAGACGGAUGUUCGCAGGUACGUAAGAAAUAGAGAUUUUGACUUUCUUCCACGACGAAUAAAAUUCUCCAGCUCUAUUACUUAGAGUUGUUUAUACGAAACCUUAGCCUUCGGCCGACGACGCCUCCGCCUCUGGCCAACGACACCUCCGCCUCUGGUCUCCGGUCGACGAGACAGACGAAGUCUCCUACUCCGGCCUACAGCUGCUUUUGCCUCCUUCUUUCACGUUGUUUACAGGUCUGAGGUUAUACAUCGGAAAUUUUCCAUUACAUAUGGAUGAGGUACUAGUGAAAACAACCAAGAGCAGGAGGAUCCGUAUGGUAGAAAGAAAAACCAGAAAAAGAAGUGUUGGUAAACCCAAAACGAAACAUCUUGAAGCCAGGAAUACAAUGGAACGUCUAGAAAAGAAAAAGAGAAGUGUGACAUUGAUCAGAGAUCACUCCAAAGAAUAUCUAUCAAAUUUAACAGUUGAGUUCGAUCACUUUGGUAGAGCUAUUGGACCUAACCGCUUUAAGUUCACCAGUUAUCGUGGAGUGACUACGAGGAAGAUGAUUUCUAUCCUGAUAGAUAGUUGGGAUUUAGUGGAUCAAUGUGACAAAGAUCAAUUGUGGUUAAACAUAAAGAAUUAUUGGCAUAUACGAGAUGAUGAUCAUAAAGCACAAGUACUUAGAGAUUGCAACACGCAUUGGAAGGCCUACAAGUCAGAGCUUCUUAAGUUGUGGGACAAUGGUGUCAAUCUAGUAAAAAAAUACUCGUACCUUGACAAAGCAAUGUGGAAAAAAUUCCUUGUUCUAAAAUCCACGGAAGAAUUCAAGGCUCACCUUUGUUAA